Molecule: messenger RNA, 8246 nt
Organism: Paramisgurnus dabryanus
Lineage: Eukaryota; Metazoa; Chordata; Actinopteri; Cypriniformes; Cobitidae
Gene: arhgap35a
Product: Rho GTPase activating protein 35a
Biological process (GO): regulation of cell size; Rho protein signal transduction; regulation of axonogenesis
Cellular component (GO): cytosol
Molecular function (GO): GTPase activity; GTP binding; GTPase activator activity
Source: RefSeq, a predicted model, not a curated record
GGUAAUUGUGUCCAUGCGCGAGACUACAGCUUUCCCUAUUCUCUCCGAGCACAGGGAGGGAGGAGAGACCGAGGACGGGAGAAGGGCCGCCAUUAUCGGGAAGCUGAAAAAACACAUUAACGCACACAUUCACCAUCACUGUAUUUGGCGUUUACAGUGGGAGAAGUGCUUUCUCCACUGAGGAAAAUCGCUUCGUCAGACUGCGCGUUUACGACUGAAGCGCGCGAUCAACACGAGCAACUCGAGAUGUUUUGGACACAACAAAGGAAAUUAUAAGUGCUCAAAAACAACGUGGUGAACCCAAGGGAAGACACAACGAUAGAAAGCUUUCCCCCCUCUUUUUUUUUAACGCCCCCUCUUAUCCAACACCGCGAUCGAGUAUUACAGUCAGAUUUUUGUCGAUGUUUUUUUUUGGUGCCUUUUGUUCAGCAUUUGGGAAGAGAUACGCAGAUUAGAUUGUUGAAAACUUUGAGAAUACGAUCCGUCAGGAAUUGGAUUGGAUCGGGAUCGGACAGUUGCGGAAGAAAAACCUUGAUGUUUACGGGACCACUGCUGGACUAUUAAUAAUAUCAUUAUUUUUUUUUUCAUCUUGAUUAAUUUCCUGAGCCGGUUGCUACUGCUGAUACAAGAGUGAACGAGAGAGAGGCAUGCUGUGGGUCAGAUCCAGGCUGGACAAACCUAAAAUCUGCAGGAUUACGGUUUUAAAGAGCCCUUGAAGAGAGGAGAUGGGCUGGAAUGUUACCACUUGCAGCACACCUGCCUAAAUCCAGUGCCUGUUUUUCCCCACCCUCAAACCCCAUUCCCUUAUUCCACUUCUAAAUCUCUGUCAAACUCAUGGAUGGACUUAUGUUUUUGGAUUUAACAUUUCUUCACUGAGGACAUAUUGGGCCUGCAUAAACAAAACCUAAAAGCAACUUUCUGGAUCUUUAGAAAUCACUUUAUGUCUGGCCUGUAAGCACUUGGAUGGAAUAUCAGCCCAGCAGCUUUCAGACUAGAGCUUCUGGGAAUGGCAAGAUGAGCGCUGUCAUACGAUGAUGAUGGCAAAAAAACAAGAUGCCCGGGCACCAACCUACAACCUUGUUGUGGUAGGUUUGUCCGGGACUGAGAAGGAGAAGGGGCAAUGCGGGGUGGGCAAGUCUUGCCUUUGUAAUCGCUUUGUCCGCCCCAGUGCAGAUGAUUUUUAUUUGGACCACACGUCUGUUUUAAGCACAAGUGACUUUGGAGGUAGAGUGGUAAACAAUGACCACUUCCUUUUUUGGGGUGAGGCAGUACGAAUGUUGGAGGAGGGGGCCGAGUCCCGAAUGCAUGUGGUGGAGCAAACAGAGUUUAUUGAUGACCAAACCUUCCAGCCACAUCGAAGUACUGCUUUACAACCCUACAUCAAGCGGGCAGCUUCUAACAAACUGGCCUCUGCUGAGAAGCUUAUGUAUUUCUGUACAGAUCAGCUUGGGCUAGAACAAGACUUUGAGCAGAAGCAAAUGCCAGAAGGCAAGCUUUUAGUAGAUGGAUUCUUACUAUGUGUAGAUGUGAGUAGGGGUAUGAACCGUAACUUUGAUGACCAGAUGAAGUUUAUCACCAAUCUAUAUAAUCAGCUAGCUAAGACCAAGAAGCCAGUUGUACUUGUGCUGACCAAGUGUGAUGAAGGGGUUGAGCGGUACAUCAAAGACUCUCACACCUUUGCCAUGACAAAGAAAAACUUGCAGGUUGUUGAGACCUCAGCACGCUCUAAUGUUAAUGUUGACCUUGCCUUCCUCACUUUGGUGCAGUUGAUCGAUAAGAGUCGAGGGAAGCCCAAGAUAAUUCCGUACUUUGAAGCCCUCAAACAGCAGAGUCAGCAGAUAGCAUCCGCCAAGGACCGUUAUGAAUGGCUGGUCAGCCGCAUUGUAAAGAACCAUAAUGAAACAUGGCCGAACAUCAACCGCAGAAUGCAGACAUCUCCUGAGUACAAAGAUUAUGUCUUCCUUGAGGGUACUACCAAAGCCAAGAAACUAUUUCAGCAACAUGUACACAGACUGAAGCAGGAACAUAUAGAAAGGCGGCGUAAAAUCUAUCUCAACACACUCCCACAGGCUCUUGACUCCUUGGUCCCAGAACUUGAUGAGGUUGAUCACCUGAGCUGGUCAGGAGUACAGAAAGUUCUAGAAACUAAGCGGGAGUUCUCCCAUUGGUUUGUCGUGUUGGAUGAUACACCAUGGGAAACUACACCACACAUUGAUAACAUGGAGGAUGAACGCAUUCCCCAAGAUCUUUUGGAAACCCCAGCAGCAGAAGUAAUCUAUGAGAGUCACUUAGAGCACCUGCGUAAUGAGCGAAAGCGGGCAGAGAUACGAUGGGAAUUCAAAGAGAAACUUACUUCCUCGCCAUUUGUUACGCCAGGGAAACCCUGGGAGGAAGCCCGUAGCUUCAUUAUGAAUGAAGAGUUCUAUCAGUGGUUAGAGGAGUCAGAGUACCUUGAUAUCUAUAACAAACACCAGAAGAUAAUUAUUGACCAAGCCAAAGAGGACUUUCAAGAACUUUUGCUGGAAUACUCUGAGCUGUUCUAUGAGCUUGAAGUUGAUGCUAAACCCAGUAAGGAAAAAAUGGGUGCCAUCCAAGAGGUACUAGGAGAGGAACAGAGGUUUAAAGCCCUCCAAAAGCUUCAGGCUGAGAGAGAUGCAUUGGUGCUAAAGCAUAUCCAUUUUGUCUACCACCCAACUAAGGAAACCUGUCCAUGCAGUCCCUAUUGUGUGGAUGGUAAAAUUGAGCAACAAUUAGCCCUUCGCUUUCCCACUCGAUAUUCAUUUGAUGGGAAUCUAAAAUCACAGUUUGGCGAAGGAAAAGUGGAAAGAAUUAAUCUUGUAAUUCUUGGCAAAGAUGGACUUGCAAGAGAACUAGCUAAUGAAAUCCGAGCACUGUGCACCAAUGAUGAUCGGUAUGUGCUAGAUGGAAGGACUUAUGAACUGGCUCUUCGACCAAUAGAGGGCAAUGUGCGCCUUCCAGUGAACUCUUUCCACACCCCUACUUUUUCUCCACAUGGCUGCCUUUGCCUCUACAACUCCAAGGAAUCUUUAUCAUAUGUUGUUGACAGCAUUGAAAAAUUACGAGAAUCAACCAUAGGUCGAAGAGACAGUAGCCUACUACAGCUUCCGUUGUCUCUUCUGUUAGUCACAAAACGGGGUGUUGGUUCAAUUGCUGAUAUUGGGGGUGAAACUGCCCAAAGCCUGAUUCAACAAGGUCAGCAAGUGGCUGGCAAAUUUCAGUGCAGUUAUUUGGAACCUGCUUCCCCAGGUGUGGGUUAUGGCCGUAAUAUAAAUGAAAAGCAUUUAAAUCAGAUUUUAAAAGGUCUCUUAGACACACGGAGACCCUCACUUGGUGUUGGCAGUAGCUCUCCACCCUUAUUGCCUCCACUUGCAGGGUUCAGAGACUCUCAGCAGAACUUAGAUGCUGACUUAAGAAUUGUAAUGUGUCUAAUGUGUGGAGACACUUAUGAUGUAGACCAACUUCUUUCACCUUUUUUGCUCCCCCAGCACUGUAGACCCUCUUCCAGUCUGUCCAGUGGAACAUCAGUACUGUUGGAGUUAUCGGUUGGUGGGAAAAUGCAAAGCAUUGAUCUUGCUAUACUGUCUUAUCAUUCAUCUUUCUCAUUACGUAAAAGCAAAUUAGUGCAUGGUUACAUAGCAGUAUACUCGGCCAAACGAAAGGCUUCCAUGGAAACACUUUGUGCCUUCCUUUGCGAGGUCCAGGAUAUUAUUCCCGUGCAGCUGCUUGCUGUUGCAGAAACUCAGUCAGAACUUGCAGAAUCUGAGGCAGUCCGGGAGCAGCUUGCCCAAGGGGAGGAAUUGGCUCAUGAAAUUGAUGCCCGCUUCAGUUCUGUGAUCUGUGGACCUGGUGGGGUCGUUGGAGGCUUGCAUCGGAUAGACCACUUCCAGCCAUUCCUCAAAGAGGUAGUGGAGAAAAGAACCAUUGUAGAGGCAACACACAUGUAUGACAAUGUCGCAGAUAAUGUCACCAAUGAGAAUUUUUCUUCACCUCGAUGUGGCUCUCCAAGCACCACUUUGCUGGACUCAGAAGAUGACAUUGAUCCCUCCCCACCUUGUCCUACUCUGAGGGAUGAUGGCACCUUCAAACUCCCUGAUUUAGAGGGUGAUAACUUUUCGCUUAUCUCUGACAUCACCACCUUUGAAAACAAGCUUAACAACAAAUUCUCACCUCAGGUUCGCCCAAAACCCAAUGUCACCUUUGACAUCCCCAAAACCUCAAACUUCAGUUCAUACAUGGAUCAGGUGGUCAACAGGCGCUCAUUACCAUCAGUCUCCUGGCCACCAAGCAGUGAAAGUGGUUAUGAUCCUUCUGAUUAUGCUGAGCCCAUGGAUGCAGUUGCAAAACCUCGUCCCACAGAGGAAGAAACUAUAUAUGCUGUACCACAUGAUAGCACUCAAGGCAAGAUCAUUACUAUUCGCAAUGCAAACAAGGGUCAUGCUAAUGGUGCAGGCAAUGGGUCAGACAGCGAAGCUGAAAGCAGUUCAUUGGAGCGUCGACGAAAAAUGUCUGCUCUAGGAGUUAAACCACGGCUUUAUCGUGAUCGCUCCAAACGCCUCGGAAAGUUUAGCAACUUUCGCACUAGCUUCAUCGGCAGUGAUGAUGAAAUUGGAGGCCUCCCCAAGACUAAAGAAGAUGAGAUUGGAGCACAGAAAGGGGACAGCUCUUUAAAUGAGGAAGGGGAAGACCCAAAAAGGAGAAACCUCUUGAAAAGUCUGCGCAGAACUACCAAGCAGAAAACAAGGCCAAAAGCUCGCCAAUCUUCGCUCUCCAAACCUUAUGAGAGCAACUACUUUGGAGUUCCCCUGGCCAGUGUGGUCACACCUGAGCGGCCCAUUCCAUUCUUCAUUGAAAAGUGCAUUCGUUACAUUGAGGCUACAGGGUUAAGCACAGAAGGAAUCUACAGGGUGAGUGGAAAUAAGGCAGAGAUGGAGAGCAUGCAGCGACAGUUUGACCAGGACCAAAACAUUGACCUGAUCGAGAAGGAUUUGUCUGUGAACACAGUGGCUGGAGCCAUGAAGAGUUUCUUCUCGGAGCUGCCUGAUCCCCUGGUACCCUACAGCAUGCAGGUGGAGAUGGUCGAGGCCUUCAAGAUCAAUGACCGUGAGCAGCGCUUCCACACCAUGAAGGACGUGCUGCGCCGGUUCCCUCGAGAAAACUAUGAUGUCUUCAAAUACGUCAUCUCUCACCUGAACAGGGUGAGUCAAAACAGCCGCUUGAACCUGAUGACCAGCGAGAAUUUGUCCAUCUGUUUCUGGCCAACGCUGAUGCGGCCCGAUUUCACCACCAUGGACGCUCUGACGGCCACCCGCACCUAUCAGACAAUCAUCGAGACCUUCAUACACCAGUGUGCUUUCUUCUUCUACAAUCAACCUUUGGUCGACACCCCCAGCGGCCUUCACGGACAGCCGGCUUCCCCCACCUCCACCUUAUCUUCUGCCACCUCUGUGCCAAGCUCUGCCUACUCCGCCUACUACGCCCCUCAGCAACCCAUAAUCCCACCUUUCAGUCCUAUUCAACAGUCCCCGUCUCAUUCUCCACCCCAUACCCCGCAAUCCCCCAUCCAGAACCUGUUGCCUUCGCUGCACCCUCACCAUGCCCCUACGGAACAACACAUGCUGUGAACCUGAUGGGAGAAAUGCAAUGGGAGCACUGAAAGAGAUUAAUUGAAUGGACCAGAUUUCAGGGAUUUUAACUAGAUGUGGAAGCUAAAGGGCAUUGAGAAAUGUGGGGUCAAAGCCACUUCUGCCACACUUCAUCAACUCGAAUUAUUCUCCUACAUGAAUUGCAAAACCUCUAGGUUCUCUGCCCUUUAUGCUCCUCGCACACGUGGACCCCAAACUCAUCUUUGGCACGCCAGUUAUGGGUCUACAUGACAUAGACAGUUUACGGGCCAAAGCUCUUUUCUUCGUUGAUUGGCCAAUGAGUUGAUCGGUGGGGUGGGGUGUAUGGACCAACAGGACGAGCUCUGAACUGAGCCCCACCCCACACUCCCAACUGGGUGACGGCCGUACACGGCCUCUUAGGAAUAAAGUUAAGGGUGCCCUAUAUAUUCAGCCCAUUUUCGUUGUAGCUUUUGACCACUGUUAUUAUCGAAAACCGAAAAAAUGUCGUCUGCUUAUUUUCUGGUGCAGCCACACGACUACAUUCCUCCCCCUUAUUUAUCCUGUUUCGCUCGUGACAACCGUUUAAAGACGCUAGAACUUGACAAACUGGAUCUGGUUUUGCUGGGAGUAUGUACGUGGUAUGCUUUUGCACAGCAUCCUGGGAUUGGAAGUCUUUGCCGAAUUGUCUGUCCUCGUAAUGAGCCUCCAGAACAUACUGGAAGACUACUCACAAAAUGUCCUCACUUCCACACUUCACUUGAUUUCCUGCUCAAUCUUCGACUUCGGAUACUCGUACCGUAUCUAUUCACUCGGUAGAGAGGUGUUAUUACACGUUAUGAUAGGAAGCCCCUCCCCUUUUCUAAGUCAUGUUGUGGAUUAGUUUUUUGCGAAUGAGUAUAAACCAGUGAGUGAUGAUUGGGAAUUGGUCAGGAAUUGUGGUCCACGUGCUUUCAGAUGAACAUGAGGAGAGGUAUGCACAAAAUGUUUUUAAGCUAAAGUAGAUGCUGUUUCAAACUACCUGUACCUGUUUAGAUGGGAUUGAAGCGUGUGUUUGUUUGCAAGUUAAGUGAUGCAAGUUGAUGGCAAGUAAUGGCAUUUGGGAAAGAUCUUAAUACGGAAGGAUUCAAAUGUUAACAGGAUGUGUUGCUGAUCCCAUAGGAUUUGAAAUAAGUAGUGAUUCAUGCCAUUGGCGAGGCUAAGUCAGCUACAUUUCUGUACUUGGGAGACAUCUGAAGAAAAUAUAAAGCAUCUUGAAAUGUUUGACAGUUGUGUGAUGUGAGGGGGUUUAGAGGAAGGAAAACAAGAAAGCAAAGGCGGUAGCUCGUGUGCAUGCUGUCGAGUUAGCCUAGCAUGGGCUUUGCCCUUUUGUGAGUUGCAGGAGUACGACACUACCACCUGGUGGACAGUGAAUGUAUAGCACAUCACAGUUAAUCGUAUUUGUUUUUUUUUUGUUUUUUUUUUGAGAAAAUGCUGAAUGCACUUACAAUCAUAUCAAGUCACAGUUUAACAAAAGCAAGAAAAUAAAAUUAAGUUUGUGCCGAUUUUCAACAACACUUAAACUUUAUAUAAAUAUAAUUUUCUCUGAAUUCAAUACCGUUGUGUUUGACCUCAGAUGAGUCGUUCAGGAGCCAGGAUUUCUGAAUAGAGGAAACUUUUCAGCUGUGAAACAAUUGCAGUCAUUUGUUUAUGAAAAUUAUAGAAAGAUGAAUGUAUUCAACUACAAGUUUACUUCAUUUUUGUGCACAUCUCUCCUAGUUAGUGUACCACAACUGUCCUGAUCUCUUGUCCACAGAGAUCAAGUCUGACUUCUGAUUGGCUGCCUAAUGAGCCACACCUUUAUACCCAUAAUCUGAGAUGAUCAUAUCCUUGCUUAUACAUUAUCUUUUGCUGUCGUUUCUUCAGAGAGCAGGUAAAAUGGUAUAUUUUGGGAACUCGAAAGCCGUGCGGUCUUUAAGCCCCUGGUACUUGGUAUGAAUGCUGCAUUUUCAAAUGUAUUGUUUCAGUGUCGUUCGCAGCCAAAGACUGUGCGAAAUAUAAAUAACUAGGGCAUGGGGAGAAACCGAAUGGCAAAAACAUUGCCAACAUGUUUAAAAAUAAUGUGACAUUGGUUCGGCAAAUGCUCUUUGGCUGCAUCACUUUAUGUUUUGUUUCAAUUGUGUUUUGCAACAAUGGUGACAGACGGUUAAGUUAACGGAGAAAUGAGCAAAACUAUAUUCCGAAUGGUUGUUUAUUUGUAUGUUAGGGGGUCUAACACUUUGCCCUAUAGUCAAUGGUGAUAGAAAAAAGUUUUUUCUUUUUAUGUUUUAUUUUAUUAAUAAUAAUAAAAAAUGAGAGACAGCAUUUUUUAACAGUUCUUUUGUCAAUGGUGUAAAGGCCACAAUGAUGUAGUGCAUGAUUCAAGACCAGGUCCGGGAGAGCGGUCUACCACUCUCAGUAUUAAAAAAUGAACAAAGAAUAAAAAACAGAAUGAAAAAUAAUGAAAUAAAUGAAGUUACGUCAACAAAUGAAAUCAUGUCAUUGUUUGCCAAGACCUUGGUAGUUAGUCUCAUUGGGAAUGGUGUAUAAACAGUUCAAGGCCUUCUGUGACCUGUAUUAUAGUUAAUAAAUCAAUCUUGUAAGUUC